AUGCAGGCCAUGCGGGCGGAGGGACUGCAGCCCACCGCCGCGACCUGGACGUGGCUGAUCGUCUCCACGGGCGUGGACCUGGGCGGCGCGUCUUCGAAGAAGACGCCCGAGGCCGUCUUUCGAGACAUGGUGGCGGCGGGCGUGGCGCCCACGGCGUUCACGCGCAGCGCCCUGGACCGCCAGCUCCCGGACGGCGCCGCACAGCGGAAGAGGCUGUUCGCGGAGCUGGGCGUCGCCGACCCGGCCGACGACCCGUACGCGGCCAGGCACGCGGUCAAGCCUCUGGCCGUGAAGAGCGUCCAGAGGCGGCGGUCGGAGGUCAGGGCCCAGCUGAGGAGCAUUGAUCGUCGGCGCACCAUGAAGGCGAAGGUGGCGGCGACCAGGCGCAUAAUGAUGGAGGUGGACAGGGUCGAGGUCACUCCCAAGAAGGUCGGGGGCGGACAACCCCCCACCCUGAUGCGUCGAUUGGUGGACUGCCCGUGCUCGGUUCUCGAGAGGGCGCCGCGGUCGUCGUUUUCCAGGCCUGCGCCCGCCGGGUUUGGGCCCGAGGGUCGUUCUCACCAAACCACGUUCUGCUAA
Messenger RNA from Prorocentrum cordatum, 579 nucleotides. Lineage: Eukaryota; Dinophyceae; Prorocentrales; Prorocentraceae. The record is from the annotation of a GenBank genome assembly.